AUGAACCUCGACGGCAGUACCGCCGGCUUCACCUUUGGCACUGUCUUCGUAAUCAUAUCCAUCUGUUUUGCCUGCAUCCGCCUUCGCCGGCUUUCCAACAACCCUGUCAACACCUUUGGCACGGCGGAGCUCUCCUCCGGAGCAGAAUAUGGCCUCCACGACUCCAUUAUCAACAGCUUUCCCAAGCUAUCCUACUCUGAGAUGAGGAAAAGCUCUUAUAAUAAUAAUCCCAACAAUAUUGAAGAUCCUUCUAGUUCUUCUUCGUGUUCCAUCUGCUUGGCAGAUUACAAAGAAGAAGACAUGUUAAGGUUGCUUCCUCGUUGUGGCCAUCUUUAUCAUCUUCACUGUGUUGAUCCAUGGCUCAAGUUACACAACACUUGCCCUAUCUGUCGAAUUCCACCAACCUCCUCUUGUGUUGGAGAUCACGAUGAUCGGUCUAAUGACUCCAUCUAG
Neltuma alba is the source of this 453-nucleotide messenger RNA. Its product is annotated as putative RING-H2 finger protein ATL71. Bases 1 to 453 code for a protein of 150 amino acids. The transcript has a single exon. Lineage: Eukaryota; Viridiplantae; Streptophyta; Magnoliopsida; Fabales; Fabaceae. The record is from RefSeq and is a predicted model, not a curated record.